Messenger RNA from Marmota flaviventris (yellow-bellied marmot), 556 nucleotides. It is a transcript of the gene Ube2a, whose product is annotated as ubiquitin conjugating enzyme E2 A. The record is from RefSeq and is a predicted model, not a curated record. Lineage: Eukaryota; Metazoa; Chordata; Mammalia; Rodentia; Sciuridae.
CCCCGUAUACUCCGGGGUGGUGCUUAGCCGGCGCCAGACCGACCCUCGACUUCGGAGAGGCAGUGCUGUUCCUCUGGGUGCUUCCUCCACAUCUUCUUCAGCUUCUUCGGUCUCCUCGGCCUCCUUACCGACCGCGGGGACCCGAGACUCUGGUGUAUGCCCCACCCCUGACCCUGCUAGAGAUAUGUCCACCCCGGCUCGGCGGCGCCUCAUGCGGGACUUCAAGAGGUUGCAGGAGGAUCCUCCAGCUGGAGUCAGUGGGGCUCCGUCCGAGAACAACAUAAUGGUUUGGAACGCGGUCAUUUUUGGGCCUGAAGGGACCCCAUUUGAGGAUGGAACAUUUAAACUUACAAUAGAAUUCACUGAAGAAUAUCCGAAUAAACCACCUACUGUUAGAUUUGUCUCUAAGAUGUUUCAUCCAAAUGUCUAUGCAGAUGGUAGUAUAUGUCUGGAUAUACUUCAGAACCGUUGGAGUCCAACCUAUGAUGUGUCUUCCAUUUUAACAUCCAUACAGUCUCUAUUGGAUGAACCCAAUCCCAAUAGUCCUGCAAACAGC